CACAAGCGCAACUUUAUCAUUACGCAGCAACAAGGAAGCGAGAGGCACACACCACACACACACACAGAGAAGAGUGAAGCGACUAUAAGAGGUUGUUUUCUCUGCGCGCCUACUUCAUCUGAACCCUGUCACCCGAAGCUUCAACAGAAUGAUGCUGCAGCACUCGGGUCCCUCGCUGGCUGACAUCAGCUGCUCGGCUAUGGUGCCCUGCCUGUCGCCGCCAGGCACGCUCACCCUGGACGACUUCACCAACUUCACCCCGCUGGUGAAAGAAGAGCUGCGGCUGGCCAUCCAGACCAAGCGUCAGUCCAACGGGCUCAGCGCAGACAUCAGCUCAGACGGCGCCAGCUCCAGCUCGGACCGAGCCUCGGAGCACCACGCCUGCGGAUCUGGAGUCAGGAGAGAGAUCACACCUCAGGAGCACGAAAGGAGGAAGAGACGGAGAGAGAGGAACAAGAUCGCGGCUGCCAAAUGCCGCAACAAGAAGAAGGAGAAGACUGAGACUCUGCAGCAGGAGUCUGAGAAACUGGAGACCGUCAACGCCGACCUGAAGGCUCAGAUCGAGGAGCUGAAGCAGCAGAAGCAGCAGCUGGUCUACAUGCUCAACCUGCACCGGCCGACCUGCAUCGUCCGAGCCCAAAACGGCCAAACGCCCGAGGACGAGAGGAACCUCUUCAUCCAACACAUCAAGGAGAGCACCUUACAACUGCACGACCUCACCACCUCCAUCACAUCCGCCUCCUCGUCUUCAUCCGUCUCCACGUUGGCGCCUCUGGACGGAGGGCGUCUGACCCUCGACCACAUUCACUGUCCCGGUCACCUAUGAGCCACCUGUUGUGUCUCUGCUACUUUUCAAAGACUUGCGAUGCCUCCAUCCUGCUUCCACCUGUUUUCGAGAGGCUGGUUGGAGCCUCAGCAUAGACGAGCUAAGAAUGACAGAAUGACAUAUCGUAAACGCCAUUCGGAUGACUCCUCAGUCUCAUUCACUGUCCACAAAGCUGCUAGAGAGAGAGAGAGAGAGAGAGAGAGAGAGAGAGAGAGAGAGAGAGUGGCACAAAGUGACCUCAUCACCUCCCUCUCCAUGAAACCGUAGCUGCUGAUUGGACACAAAGUACACGACAGCACCUUGACAUGCAUUAUGUUUAUUUUAUAUUUUUUGAACAUUACAAACCGUCGAACGGCCAAGGACAGAUGCCAAAGCACUAAAACACAAAACAGACCCUUUUUUUUUUAUUUACUGAUAUUUUUUGAAUAGAUGAAAGUCCAGUUUUUGUACCAAAGCAGAGCGUGAUUUCAAGGUGAUCAAGGCACAUAAUUUAAAAGUUCACCCUCAAAGAAAGUAGACGCAGAUUGACCGUGUGAGUGUGUACCGAGUGUGUUUGAGACACUGACUUUAAAAAGAAGACAUUGUUUGUGCUCAGUGUAUAAAAAAAGUAUAUUUAUUAAAUAACAACUGUAUGAUUUGUCAUUGCCGUUUCAACCCUGUCUGCUUGUACAACAAAAACUAGGGCUGGGUGAUAUGGAGAAAAUCAAAUAUCCCAAAAUGUUUGACCCCGUACCUCGAUAUCGAUAUUGCAGGGUUGACAAAAUAUUUACACAGAGAUUUGUGAAAAAUAGUCAUCAGUAAUGUGCAUAUAAUGACCACGUGGUUAAAGGCAAAUAAAAGAACAGUUAGUACAGUCUGGUAAGUGCAGAAAAUGACAUCACUUUACUGUAAUGCAGCCUUCAAAACCAGGAAAAGAAAAUACUUUUGUCAUAUUACGAUCUUACAAUUACCAAAUCUAACAACCUAUCUAGUCUCAUAUCAUGAUAUUGAUAUAAUAUCGAUAUAUUGCCCAGCCCUAACAUGAAUUUGCUGCUACUACUAACCACUCAGGACCUAUGCUUGCUGUAGAAGUGUUUUUUUUUUGUUUUUUUUGUAAUGGCCUCAUAUUUAAGAGCUAAUCUUUAAGAGCUAACAUCUCAGAAAAGUCAGGUUGUCUGCUAUUAGGGCAGAAGUAGUGGUUACAAAAGGGAAAUGUACUUUGCAGGCAGGGUUUAUAAUUCUGCACUUAUGAAAAAGCUUAGUAAAAAAAUACAAUAUACGCAUAUAUGCAGAUGAUACCUUACUAUUCUUAACAAUUUGAAAUUUGAUGUCAAGCAAAAUUGACCCCAGAAAAAAAAUAAUUUAUAUAAUUUCACACUUACUUAUCUUUCACUUACGUAUUUAUCAUUGCGUUCCAUCUUAAGGUAAACAUAGCUAGUGUUGCUUUUAUACAUCUUCUGUGACGGUGAAGCUCCACAAGUAUGAGUGUUUGUUUUCUACUUAAAAUCUCGUAUAUUCUUAUCGGCUGCGCAUUAACUCUGUGCUACUGUAUGUAAACACCAGAUGCCUCCUUUGGUCUUGGACAGGGCAAAACAAAGAUUGUUAUUUUAUAAAAAAAAAAAAAAGAAAUUGUAUUUUUAUUAUUAAGAUUAGGUUUGGAAGUUGUGUUCACUAGAUAUCAUUAGCUAGGUAUCAGAAGUGUUGCGUCAGCUUUCGGCUGGUCCUUUAACGCGCCUGACUCUGAAGUUAUGCAAGAUGAUGUAAUGUUAUACUGUGUUAUGAACUUUAUAAGUAUCCAGACUUCAACUCACUGCCAAAUAUUUCUUCCUUCUUCCACUCCCCCCUUUUGCCUCUCUGUGGCCUGUUCACUUCAGAGUGAAAUCAUCUUUCGAGAGAAGUGUGGUGUAUUGCACACUUCUCAUUUCUUGUCAAUAACUAAUCGAAGCAUCAAUCUAAAGUGUCCAUCAACAGCCAAUCAUCUGCGAGCAAGACACUGAAACUCUCUUCUCCCUCAGUCAUUGCAAUUCAGCAGCACAUCAAAAGGGAAACUCAGCUCAUCAGUAUUUCAAUAAAACAUAAUAUAGAAAACAUAAUGUUAGCAUCUUUAUCUCAAAGGUUUUUGUCGCUAAUAGGAAAUGUUUUCAGUUCACAACGGAAGAGUAAUAAUUUAUGUAUGAACAGCACAUCACGGUCACAACGAGGACUGGAGUUUUACAUAUUAUGUUUGCAUGGUAGAAGAAGGUUUUAAUAUUAUUUGUCGUGUGUCUUAUGAAAGCAAAGAACUUGAGAGUCACACGGUUAAAGGGACGCAGGCGUCUGCGUGUGUUCAUGUGUUGUUUUUUGUGGUUGUUCAUUGUCCCGUUGCUGGUCAUGGCUAGAUAGCUUUUAAGCACUGAGUUCUAUAUUCUAUCGUGCCUACUUCUAGUGGGGGCAGUUUUUGUUUUGUUUUUCUCUGUAGCUGCUCGACUGUUGGAGCAUCAUAUAGCCCGGAUGAAUAAACCGUAGGCUGUAAGGUACAACUGCACUGCUGCCACCAAUGUGUACUUCCAUCUUUGUGAUCGGUCAACUUUUGUUUUUGAUACUUCAUCAAUUAAAAAUAUGUAUUGCCAAUGUAA
This is a messenger RNA of Perca fluviatilis (European perch), 3420 nucleotides long. RefSeq names its product activating transcription factor 3 (gene atf3). The record is from RefSeq and is a predicted model, not a curated record. Bases 149 to 826 code for a protein of 225 amino acids. NCBI's taxonomy places the organism in Eukaryota, Metazoa, Chordata, Actinopteri, Perciformes, Percidae. The transcript has 4 exons. Gene Ontology annotation, cellular component: nucleus. Gene Ontology annotation, biological process: regulation of transcription by RNA polymerase II. Gene Ontology annotation, molecular function: DNA-binding transcription factor activity, RNA polymerase II-specific; RNA polymerase II cis-regulatory region sequence-specific DNA binding.